Rotaria sp. Silwood2 is the source of this 420-nucleotide messenger RNA. Lineage: Eukaryota; Metazoa; Rotifera; Eurotatoria; Philodinida; Philodinidae. The record is from the annotation of a GenBank genome assembly.
AUGACUUUAGUUCAACGUUUAAAUGACAAACAAACAACUACAGCAUCCGAUAAAUUAAGAAAAAAUGCAUUGACUACCGUUCGACACAUCGAAUUUUGUCUUUCGAGUUGUAAUUAUGGUUCAGACGAAUCAGCUCAUAUGGGUAAAAAUCUUGUACCUCUUCUCAGUAGUUAUACACCAUAUUUACAAACAUUGCGUCUUUGGCGAGAUGACGACUUUCCUUGGACAUCAAUUGAACAUGUUGCUGUCUUUCAACAAGAUCUUUUUGAAUUAGUUGAACAAUUAAAAGAACUUGUUUUACUCGAUAUUUAUGGAGAAAUCAAUCGUGAAAAAAUCGAACCUUAUCGUUCUAUGGUUCAAAUGCACUUCCCUAAUAGUCGAGUUCAUAUCGAAAUAAUAAGAUUUCGUUUUUGGAUUUGA